GUGAAGAGAAACUGGGUCACCGAUCGAGAAUCGUUUAUGUCACCGUUCUGUGGGCUGACAUUACAUAGAACCAGCGGAUUUCAAUGGACAGGCUAACUUCUCAUGACCUACUAGAGAUCACACCAGCUGCUUGAGGAUCUUAUAACAUCAGGCGAGAUUGAUUGCAUCAAAGUGGAUGAAACUAGGUCAGACUGAAUCAAAUCGUACUCGACCAGAUCAACACGGAACAAACCAGAGUGGACCAGACUGAUCCAGACACUACCAGGCCCGUUCAGGAGACCUGUUCCAGUUUCCUAUCCAGUUGAGGGCUCGAGAGUGGAUGGAAGGAGAUGAUUUUAACACAGAGGCUGUGAUGAACAUCUGUGAUGACCUGAUGGCAGACCAAAGGAUGGACAUCUCGUCUACAAUGACUGACUUCAUGUCCCCUGGCUCCACUGACCUCAUCUCCAGCUCCAUCAGCACGCCUGGCAUGGACUACACCCGAAAGAGGAAGGGCAGCACCACAGACUACCAAAUCGAUGGCUUCUCAUUUGAUGACAUGGACCCAGACAAAGACAAACUGGGAAGUGACCAGCAGGGCCGGAUUAAGAAUGCCAGAGAGGCCCACAGCCAGAUCGAGAAGCGUCGCAGGGACAAGAUGAACAGCUUCAUUGAUGAGCUCGCGUCGCUGGUGCCCACCUGCAACGCCAUGUCCCGCAAGCUGGACAAACUGACGGUCCUGCGCAUGGCGGUCCAGCACAUGAAGACACUCAGAGGUGCAGCCAACCCUUACACAGAGGCCAACUACAAGCCCUCCUUCCUCUCAGAUGACGAACUGAAGCACUUAAUACUAAGGGCUGCUGAUGGCUUCCUGUUCGUGGUCGGGUGUGACCGUGGAAAGAUCCUCUUUGUUUCUGAAUCUGUGUACAAGAUUCUCAAUUACAGCCAGAACGAUCUGAUAGGUCAGAGUCUGUUCGACUACCUUCACCCCAAGGACAUCGCCAAGGUUAAAGAGCAGCUGUCUUCUUCUGACACGGCCCCACGAGAAAGACUCAUUGACGCUAAAACUGGUCUUCCAGUGAAGACGGACAUCACCCCGGGUCCUUCCAGGCUCUGCUCCGGAGCCAGGCGGUCGUUUUUCUGCAGGAUGAAGUGUAACAGGCCCUCAGUCAAAGUCGAGGACAAAGACUUUCCUUCCACAUGCUCUAAGAAAAAAGCAGACCGCAAGAGCUUCUGCACCAUCCACAGCACGGGCUACCUGAAGAGCUGGCCCCCCACAAAGAUGGGUCUCGAUGAGGACAACGAGCCCGACAACGAGGGCUGCAACCUGAGCUGCCUGGUGGCCAUUGGACGCCUGCAUCCCCACAUCGUUCCCCAACCCAGCCUGGCAGACAUCCGGGUGAAGCCCACAGAGUACGUCUCCCGGCACGCCAUCGAUGGCAAGUUUGUCUUCGUGGACCAGAGAGCUACAGCCAUUCUCGCUUACCUGCCCCAGGAGCUGCUGGGAACCUCCUUCUAUGAGUAUUUCCACCAGGACGACAUCGGCCACCUGGCAGAGUGCCACAGACAAGUGCUGCAGAUGAGAGAGAAGAUAAACACCAACUGUUACAAGUUUAAAAUCAAAGAUGGCUCCUUCAUCACGCUUAGGAGCCGAUGGUUCAGCUUUAUGAACCCCUGGACCAAGGAGGUGGAGUACAUCGUCUCCACCAACACUGUCGUGUCGUGUCCCAUGAUGGAGGGAUCCGACUAUCCUCAAUCUGCUGCCUCGCCACAAAGCAUGGACAGUGUUCUCACUUCAGAGGGUGGAGGACGGCGGGCGCUACAGACAGUGCCUGGCAUCCCUGGUGGCACGAGAGCAGGGGCUGGAAAGAUUGGACGCAUGAUUGCAGAAGAAGUGAUGGAGAUCCAGAGGAUCCGAGGCUCCUCCCCCUCCAGCUGUGGCUCCAGUCCUCUGAACAUCACCAGCACCCCUCCACCCGACACCUGCUCUCCAGGGGGCAAGAAGAUCCAGAAUGGAGGGACGCCUGACCUGCCCAGCACGGGGAUCAUUCCUGGACCUGAUUCUGUGGGCUACCCCUACUCCAACCAGUCCAUCAUGAGUGACAACUCCCACCUGAGCAUAGACAUCAUGGACGAGCCCGGUUCCAGCAGUCCCAGCAACGACGAGGCGGCCAUGGCGGUCAUCAUGUCCCUGCUGGAGGCGGACGCCGGCCUGGGCGGCCCGGUGGACUUCAGCGACCUGCCCUGGCCUUUGUGAGAACGCUGAAGGGAAGAAGCAGAGGAGGACUGCCUCUGAGCACCAGAGCCACUGAUGGACAGACCUCAGUCAGGGUGGAUCUGGCUGCCACGUUUCUUGCUCUUUGCACACAACUACACUGCAAAACAAGUCCGCCCCACCAAACCAGCUCUCAAAGUUUCAAUUCAAGUGUUCUGAAAAGAACCACACACACACACAUGGUGAUUUAAGGACCCCACCCCGGCCUUUAGAGUCAUCAUUCCCUGUGGGUGGACGAGGGAGCCAGAACCUGGUUCAGGUGAACAGAAGGACUUCAUCAGAGGUGCUGGUCUUUGUGUUUUGCAGUGUUAGUUGCAUGCAGACAAGAUAUUCAGUAACAUUGCCACGCUGGCUGGGAGACCUUUACCCAAGGAUCCGGGUGCUCACAGGCCUGCUGGUGGAUUGAACCCUGUCUAACAGUGGCUCUGGACCUGUUCAUGGUCAGGUCAAAAACCAACCCACAAACCAACACAGGACUCCUGAGACCUUCACAGACAGUGUUGAAGGUUGACGGGGCAUGGAGUGAUUUCUGCUCGCCCGCCUCAAACCUCUCGACAUCUCAAACUUGACAUUCGAGUCUCAUCGUAGGACGUCAGCGACGCACUCGGUGGUCGUGGUGCACUCCCUGGACUAGUCCGCUUCACCAAGCUGAUCUUCACCGUGAGGACGGAGCGCACAGCAGGCGUCCUCUGAGGGUCACAGGCUCUUACGUUCUCCAGACGUGUUCAUUUAAAAAGAAAGAAGCCUCCUAGCUGCUGUUUUAUCCACUAACACACGUUAACACAUCUCCUCCGGCUCGCUCUGGAGCCUCAGAGGAGAUCCCCCUGAACUAUAGAGAGGAGUGUGUUCCUCUCCUGAGUGUGAUACACAGUUUUGAAGUAUAUUCUGUAAGUUGUGAUGCCUAAAGCUGUUCAGACGUAAUACCCAUAAAGCUCUCGGUGUGUGGAGGUCUUCACAAGUCCAAACUCUGGGCGUCUCUGCAGGACUCGGGCUGUGCUCCAACUCCAUUCAACAUUGUUUAUCAAUCCUCAAUUUGUAGUCAUUAAUAAUGAAUACGUGAGUCCAAGACAGGAAGUGAGCACACAAAGAACCUGUUAUUAAUAGUGACAGAGGGAUCAGAGGGGGCGGAGCUUGAGAACAAAACAAACAUGGUUUAUGUUAAAUUUAAAGUACAGUAUGUUUAAAACAGAGCAGCAUGGCCAACAUUACAGUGAGUGGUUAGUGGUGACGUAGGCCCGUCACUGUUCAUUACCUCCAGUGAUAUAAGCUCACACUUCACACCCCUCAUAUGGAGACUGGAGUCGGUGAACAGCUUUGAUCUGGGCGCUGUGAUCUGCUGCCUUCAAAUGGAACUGGUGCUGGUGUUUGUGGAGAGUCCAGAUACCUGUUACCCUGCAGGACCAGAACAGACUGUGACACAGGAACACGUCGAGGCCACUCCUACAUGAACACUUCCUGUUCAGAGAUUGUAUAUAUUAGGGAUGCACUGAAAUGAAAAUUCUUAGCCGAAACUUAAAAAAUGAAAAACAAGGUCGAAAAACCAAUUAUUAGUACCUCUGCAUUUCUGUCUUUGACUGUGUACUAACCUUACUAAAAUCAAGGAUCUCAUUGAACAGAUCAGACAACCAGGGUACAUGCCCCUCAUCUGGUUCACAGAGACCAGUCCUUUUUUCUGCACUCUGUUCUCCUUCUCCUGCGCUGUGCGCUUCUCCGUCUCUAAGCAGGUUCUCUGCAUCCAUGUCGGCCUGGAUCAUUUCUCGUACUCGCUGCUUUAUUCCCACAUCCAAGUAAUGAUCUUUAUAACACGGAUCAAGUACAGACACGAUGAAGUGCAGAGGAUCUGAAUAGAUCUCAGUGAAACGUGUGCUGACAGACUCUAAGAGUGUACUUGUCAUUGUUUUCACUCCGUGGUCCGUCUCACCCUCUUUGCUUAGGAGACUCUUUAGUGCUGAAUUAAAGGAAGAAGGUCUGCAGACAUGUUGGUCCUUAUCCAGACAAGCGCGUACUGGCCCCGGUUGUGAUGCUUGCGUCAUCACAACAUCCUGUGUCAGCCGUGUUGUUGAUUGAAGUCUUUCGAAAAUUUUCAGUGGCUGAAUUUUCGGUGCAUCCCUGAUAAAUAUAUAUUAAUCAACCCUCCAGUGAAGAAAGCUCCAGUUAGUGACAGUUCAGCACAGAGGAGGCUCAGAGCUUUCCAACAUUCCCUUUAGAAACAGCCCCCAUGUACCUGUGUGUGCUGAGUCACCCUCAGAGGGGCUGAUGGGUAACGAUGACGAGUGCGUCAUCCUCUCACGGUUCACGUUAAAUAUACCUCAUGAGGCAGAUUCGGUCCAUGAUUAUUCAUCAGAGCUGACAGAAAGCCCACUCAGGUCCACUGAAGGCAGCACGUCUGAUCACUAACGCUCCUGAUUCAGAACAUCAGGGACUGUAAAGACCUCCACUGCUUUGUUCUCCAGUAUGUUCUCCAUGGAAGUCAUGUUCUCCAGGCGGAGAGAAGCUCUGCCGACUGGAGCAAGCAGGACCUUGGGAAAGGAGGCUGUAGCCUCAACCUCACAGACAAGUCGAGUUCCUCACUGCCAAUAUACCCAGGUCUGCACAAGGCGGACUACAGGCUAACUCAGCCUGCAGGUCACUUAGCAUCAGCCUGCUGAAACACCUGGAGGUCCGGGUCACAGGGUCUCCACCUGCUCAUCGUUCCCGUGUGAAGCACUUCAGAUGCAGUAAGACUGUUGGUCCUUAGACUCUGGUCUCUCUAUAGACGGGCGGACUCUGGAUCAGCACGUACUGAUUUAACUUUGCCUUUGUGAUAUGAAAUUAAAACAGAGCCGAUGAGAGUCCCUGGGCUUGGGUUUGAAACCUUUGUGAGAAGUCAAAGAGAAAUCACAUCCUGCAAAAAAAGAUGCGUUUUUUAAAACCCAGCCGUUCCUCCUGAAGCUUCACCUCACUGUCAACAACAACAAACCCAGCCUGUUAGCAGAGAGGGCUUUAAUGUAGGAGGUGAGCAUAGACACAGACUCAGUGAUCCAGCAGAGUAGGACUCUAUAGCACAGGGUCUGGAGUCACGUGAGCGUUCAUGGGGUCAGGAGGGACGGCCGCGAGCAUCUGAAUGAAACCGUUUUCAUUUCAGUGUUUCCGUUUUUUCCUCCCUGAUAAAAAUGAUCCUCAACACGACGUCUUCACCUCCUCACCUCCUCACCUCCUCACCUCCUCACCUCUCCAGCUCUGCUGUCGUCACAGAGGAUCAGACGUGGGGAGGAGACCCGCUGCCUGUCUGUGUGGAAGGAGAACUCUUUGGCCUCUUAAACUUAAAGUUCAAUCCUCUGAAUUCAUUUUUAAAAAUUAACAGCUUUCAAGGUCCAACAUGACAGGCAGUUAGAUCCUGAGUAUAUCUGAAUGUUUCUGUAUAUCGUCUGACAUUAUAUAAAAAGAGAAGGGGCCGUGUUGAAAGGAUUAUACAUGAAUAACUUGAAGUCUCUUUAAAUCUGAAUGAUGCACAUUGAUAAAGUAUGACGAGUCAAAAAGGUUUCUUAAAGUCAAAGGAAGCGUGUGAACUCCUGGAUGUUCUGGGUGAAGCUCCACGUCUGGUUGAUGCUGUAACUCAAAGCUGUUCUGUUCGGCUGUAGAGAAAUGAAUAUGUUGUAUUUAUGAACAGAAAGGUUAGACCCUGAUCAGUCUCUCUGCAGCAGCAGGUCUCCAACUUGAAAUCAGGAUUGAAGUAUUUCUCCCUCGUUAGAACAGUCUGGUUCUUUGAAGACUUCUCUUUCUGGUCUGGUUUCUCUCGCUGGUCUUUAAGUUGGUCUACAGUUUAGAUUUCUUUACAGGAACGUGAUGACAGACUGAUCCAACCCCAGACAUGUUUACAGAUCUGGAAUCAGUGAAGAGUGCAGGACUAAAGUCAGAUCCAUCGAUGAGCUUCAAACUUUACAAGUGAUGAUUUUAGUUUCAUCCCUCGACACAUCCAGAGCAUCGCUGACUUCUGUUCCUCCAUCAAAGGCUGGCGUUUAGAUAUCAGAGCUCAGACCUGUGUCCGGAUGACCCGUGUCUGAUGUGGAUCUAUGAAAGACACAUUUUCCCUCAUACGGUCACAAAGAUUAUAAUCUGUAAAUGAUUCAUCCCCUCAUGGACUCUGGUUAUUCUGUCAGAUUAGGGCUGAAGAGCGACUCCUCUGUUACCACCUGAGUGAACUCUUACAGUGGACUCAGUGGGAUUGAAUCAAGACUGUUGACAUAACAGAACUAGCCUCGCUCAGGCUCCGCCCCCUCCUGAGCUCCUCCAGUCAGGCAGCAGCUGGUGAGGUCUCCUCUGUCUCUGUUUUAGUGGUUUUCUGUUUCAAUGUUUUAACGCUUCACACUACAAUAAAGUGUCCCCCCCCAUGUUGAUAUCCCCCUCCCCACCUGACAAUAAUGUAUCAAAUCUUUAAAUAUUAUCAUGUUAAGAGUAUACUUUAUGCAAAUAUAUAUGAGUAUGAUGAGUGUAUUGUAUGUAUCAGCAGUGAAAUAUUUUUAAAAUAAAAUUAUUUGUUUCUGUCAGCUG
This is a messenger RNA of Notolabrus celidotus (New Zealand spotty), 6784 nucleotides long. It is a transcript of the gene bmal1a, whose product is annotated as aryl hydrocarbon receptor nuclear translocator-like 1a. NCBI's taxonomy places the organism in Eukaryota, Metazoa, Chordata, Actinopteri, Labriformes, Labridae. Gene Ontology annotation, molecular function: RNA polymerase II cis-regulatory region sequence-specific DNA binding; DNA-binding transcription factor activity, RNA polymerase II-specific; protein dimerization activity. Bases 320 to 2236 code for a protein of 638 amino acids. The record is from RefSeq and is a predicted model, not a curated record. Gene Ontology annotation, cellular component: nucleus; aryl hydrocarbon receptor complex; cytoplasm. Gene Ontology annotation, biological process: regulation of transcription by RNA polymerase II; circadian rhythm. The transcript is spliced from 20 exons.